AUGACAGCAAAAAUGCACUUCCCUUCAUCAACAUCAGCAUCUUCUCUUAUCGCCAUUUUCUGCUUUCUCUUGGUUAUAAUCUCCCUGUUCCUUCCAGGGGUCAGUGGAGGUAACGAUUUUUCUUUUUGGUGCUUUGAGCUUUCAGUAUGUGAGGGGGGCAUGGAUUGGUGCGUCAUCCCGAUUUUGGCAGAGUGGAGGGAAGCUUUCCUUUCCGUGACAGACGAUGGACAAGAAUUAGUAAUAAGUACACUUAGUACAGAGCACCGACACUACUUGCCUACUUAUUUGCGUAGCAUGGUCACAACUCAGUCAAUAAGGUUUCUACAGUUAAAUAUGUGGGGGAAAAUCAUGGUAACUUCAUCAGUAUUUGCAAGUGAGACUUAUUCCGUCUUUUCCCUCUAUUUUAAACAUGGUCGCAGAUUCUGUAACGGCAAAGCCUUGACCAGACAACAUGUUGGUUGUUCUAGAUGCCACCGAGCAAAGAACUUCCUGUCACUCAUGAUAUAUAUGUAAUAUGUCCUAAUGCUUGGUAUGUUCUUGGUAUAGCAGAAUUAUUUUCAGUUCCCUGUAUUCCGUACAUCUACUUCCAGACAUUCUCGUAUGCAGACUUGUCUUGAUUCGAGCGAAAAUAAAAAGAGAUGAGUUUCCCAGUUUACUCUUGGAUAAUGUUCUUCCGAGCAGACAUCUCAUCACCAUCUUGCGGCUCGGGAAGUGGGGUCAUGCUUGCUAGUCGUAGGAAAGGCAGUUUCAUCAGUCCACCUGAGGAGCCUCCAACCUGGACAGUUAUUCGUUGGUAUAAUUAUUCAGAGAGUUCUAAAUUUAUUGUAAG
Molecule: messenger RNA, 829 nt
Organism: Syzygium oleosum
Lineage: Eukaryota; Viridiplantae; Streptophyta; Magnoliopsida; Myrtales; Myrtaceae
Exons: 4
Coding region: 1-513 (170 amino acids)
Source: RefSeq, a predicted model, not a curated record